This is a messenger RNA of Lasiodiplodia theobromae, 2694 nucleotides long. RefSeq names its product DNA ligase ATP-dependent. Gene Ontology annotation, molecular function: DNA binding; ATP binding; DNA ligase (ATP) activity. Gene Ontology annotation, cellular component: DNA ligase III-XRCC1 complex. Gene Ontology annotation, biological process: mitochondrial DNA repair; DNA recombination; double-strand break repair via alternative nonhomologous end joining. The record is from RefSeq and is a predicted model, not a curated record. Bases 1 to 2694 code for a protein of 897 amino acids. NCBI's taxonomy places the organism in Eukaryota, Fungi, Ascomycota, Dothideomycetes, Botryosphaeriales, Botryosphaeriaceae. The transcript has 2 exons.
AUGAGCAGUCCGGCAAAACGACGCAAGAAAAAUGACUUCAAGGCUUCCGAAAAACCCGUGCACAACCUUGAAUACUUUUUUGCAAAGCAGAAAGACAAGACUCAAACUGCGUCUGCCUCGACGCCAAACCAAGAUGCGGCGAAGAGCCCACAUAACGGCCGAGCAGACACCCAGCUGUCCGAUGAAGAACUUGCCAGGAAACUUCAAGAAGAGUGGAAUAGAGAAGAUGGUGUCCAUAAUACCGAGGAGCCGGAGCGGCAAGAAACCCCCCUGGAAGGCAGGAGUGGUGGCGACAACGAGCAGUACACUCCAGGCGGCGAGGGAAGUUCCACAGCAGAUAUGAAUGGUGUAGUCGAACAUGUGCUUCAGCCCCCAACUGUCAAGAAUACUCUCAAAUUACAAUCUACUGCAACUGACGAGGACGCAAUUGCCUCGACUAUACCUUUCGACCAAAGCCCUCUCACUUUCGAACCCUCCAAGUAUGUUCCGGACUUGAAAUCACAUUGGGCGGCGGAUGGAGGACACGCGACGUAUGCGCUGUUGACCAGGUGUUUUGUUUUGGUCAACAGUACGCAGAGCAGGAUCAAGAUCGUAGACACGUUGGUCAAUCUGUUACGGACAAUCAUUGAAGGUGAUCCGGAAAGCGUGUUGCCUGCUGUCUGGCUUGCUACAAACUCUAUUGCGCCGCCCUAUGCCGAUCUCGAGCUGGGUCUGGGCGGAUCGGCUAUUUCGAAAGCCCUGAUCAAAGUAUGCGGGUUGAAUAACGCUGGUUUGAGGAGCCUAUACAACAAAUAUGGAGACGCUGGAGACGUAGCCUUUGAAGCGAAGAAACGCCAGAGCUUUACAUUGCGAAAACCGAAGCCCUUAACCAUCAAGUCGGUAUACGAUUCACUGGUCAAGAUUGCGAACAGCAAAGGCCAGGGAAGCCAAGAAAUCAAGCAGCGCAUUGUGGAGCGGCUAUUGCAGGACUCAAGGGGCGCCGAAGAAUCCCGCUACAUCGUCAGGACCUUGGUCCAGCAUCUCCGCAUUGGCGCCGUCAAGACGACCAUGCUUAUUGCCUUAUCUCGAGCCUUCCUGAUGUCGCGCCCCCCCGGAGCGAGUUUCCUCAUCCAACCACUCUCAUCACUGGCUAAGUUGAAGAAAGAGCAGCUCUCGGAGAUUUAUUCGCACAACGAAGAAAUCGUGAAAGCUUGUUUUGCCCGUCGGCCAAAUUACAACGACCUUGUGCCCACCCUCCUCGAAAUUGGAGUGUGUGACGAGUUGCUCCUUCGUUGUGGGCUUUCGAUGCACAUUCCUCUACGGCCUAUGCUCGGAAGCAUUACCCGCGAUCUGGGCGAAAUGCUAACGAAGCUUCAAGGGCGGGAUUUCAGCUGCGAAUUCAAGUAUGACGGCCAGCGCGCACAAGUACAUUGCGAUGCACAAGGCAAAGUCACGAUUUUCUCUCGCCAUCUAGAAGUCAUGACUGACAAGUAUCCUGACCUUGUUGCCUUGGUGCCAAAGAUACGUGGAGAAGGUGUCAGUAGCUUCAUCCUCGAGGGUGAAGUUGUGGCCAUCGAUCGCGAGACUGGUGAUCUUAAGCCCUUCCAGGUGCUUUCCAAUCGAGCACGCAAGGACGUGGUGAUCCACAACGUUAAGAUCGACGUAUGCCUUUUUGCCUUUGACUUAAUGUACCUGAACGGCGAAGAGUUGCUGGACCGGCCAUUUCGAGAACGGCGGUCUCUGCUCAGAAGCCUCUUUUCAGAGAUCCCGAACCAUUUUACGUGGGUUGAAAGCCUUGACGCUUCAUCAAUCGAUCAGGAAGCUGUGAGCGACUUCUUCAAGAGGGCGACGGAGAACAAGUGCGAAGGCAUCAUGGUCAAGGUCUUGGAUAAUCUACCCAAUCCGGAUCUUACGACGGACGAAAAAGCACCUCCCACCCCAGUCAAAACACAAAAAGCAAAGAAAGCUACAAAGAACACGAACAUGCCAGAGCGGAAUGAUACCGAUGCUGGAAAGGCAGAAGAGAAGGAUGAGAAGAGUAAGGGUGGUCGUCGUAAAGCUCUCCUCGCUACAUAUGAGCCCGACAAACGUCUGGACUCCUGGCUCAAAGUCAAGAAGGAUUACAACACGUCAGCCGACACGAUUGACCUCAUCCCUAUCGGUGCUUGGCACGGCAACGGCCGCAAGUGCAAGUGGUGGUCGCCUAUCCUGCUGGCCGUGCGCAAUCCUGAAACCGGCUGUCUCGAAGCUGUCACCAAGUGCAUGUCCGGAUUCACUGACAAAUUCUACACCGCCAACCGAGCCAAAUACGAUCCCGACGCAGGGGCCGCUGCUUCGGACGAUGACUGCGAGGGUAGCGAGGGGCAAGAAGGAGAUGGAAAGAAAGGAAUUUCCAACGUGCGUUCAAGCAAGCCGGCCUUCGUGGAGUACAACGGCGAACCUGCCGUCUGGUUCGAGCCUCAAGAGGUCUGGGAGUGUGCGUUCGCCGAUAUUACACUCAGUCCGACCUACACUGCAGCCAUUGGCCUCAUCAGUGAGGAGCGCGGCCUCAGCCUCCGCUUUCCGCGGUUCCUACGAGUCAGAGAGGACAAAAGCAUCGAGGAGGCGAGCACAAGUGAUUUCCUGGCCGAACUGUACCGGAAGCAGGAGACCAAGGCACCUUCGGCAAGGACACAGGAGCCAAUGGUCGAUGAUGAGGCUGACGAUGAUGACUGA